ACCCGAGAAUAUAUAGAAGGUGGGAAAAGUCUGGCUGACUUACACCGCGACUAUAAAAAUGAAUGUAUUCAAAAAAACGUUCCUUAUGCAAAUAUCACAAUGUAUUCACGAAUUUUCAACAACAACUUUAAUAUAUCAUUUUUCACCCCGAAAAAAGAUAGGUGUGAUCUUUGCAACUCUUACAACAAUGCUACAGAAGACGAAAAAGUGGUAUUAAAUCAGAAAUAUGAUACACAUUUAAGGGAAAAAGUUCUAUCCAGGGCAGAGAAAGAGGAAGAUAAAAAAAGAGCAGUACUAAGCGAAGGAAACAUUAUAGUUGCUACCUACGACCUUCAAGCAGUUCUGCCUGCACCAAGAGGGAAUUCAUCAACAUUUUAUUAUAAAAGCAAAAUUAAUAGCUACAAUUUAACUGUCACUGAACUACAGUCAGAUAAUGUACAGUGUUUUUUUUUUUGGCAUGAAGGUGAAGGUGCUCGAGGAGCAAUAGAGAUAGGUUCUUGCAUUCUGAAAUACCUAGAAGAAAAAGCCAACGCCACCAACAACAAUAAUCUUGAAAUCAUACUUUAUUCAGACAAUUGCUGUGGUCAGCAAAAGAACAAGUUUAUAAUGGGAAUGUACCUAUACGCUGUACAAAAAUAUAAUAUUAAAUCUAUUACACAUAAAUUUCUAAUUGCAGGUCACACGCAAAAUGAAGGAGAUAAUGUUCAUUCUGUCAUAGAAAAGCAGAUUAAGCGAGCACUUAAAUCAGGUCCCAUCUAUAUUCCCACUGAUUACGUCAAAUUAAUUCAGUCUGCAAGAAAAAAGGGAAAUCCGUAUAAAGUAACAGAAUUAGGUUACCAGGACUUUAUGGAUUUGAAGACACUGUCUCAGCAAAUAGGUUCAAACUAUAAUAAAUUAUCGGACAAUGAACUGAUCCGAACAAGUGACAUAAAAAUACUUAAAGUGCAGAAGAAUAACCCAGGCAUUAUUUUUGUAAAAACUACAUACGAGCAAAAAGAAUUUGCGCAGAUCAACGUCAAUCAUAACAGAAGAAGUAUGCGGAUCUCUACACCGGAGUGCGUUGCAGCGUAUAAGAAAAAAAUGCAAAUUUCUGCUCUAAAGAAAGCUCAUAUUGAAUCACUUAUCUCAGCGAAAAGCAUUCCUACAUUGUAUAAGCCCAUCUGUGAAUCUAUGUUUUCUUAA
Diabrotica virgifera virgifera (western corn rootworm) is the source of this 1182-nucleotide messenger RNA. RefSeq lists its product as uncharacterized. The record is from RefSeq and is a predicted model, not a curated record. The transcript has a single exon. The coding region runs from base 100 to 1182 and encodes 360 amino acids. Lineage: Eukaryota; Metazoa; Arthropoda; Insecta; Coleoptera; Chrysomelidae.